Anopheles funestus (African malaria mosquito) is the source of this 2610-nucleotide messenger RNA. Its product is annotated as sodium-dependent nutrient amino acid transporter 1-like. The coding region runs from base 366 to 2177 and encodes 603 amino acids. Gene Ontology annotation, cellular component: membrane. The transcript has 6 exons. Gene Ontology annotation, biological process: sodium ion transmembrane transport. Gene Ontology annotation, molecular function: L-amino acid transmembrane transporter activity. NCBI's taxonomy places the organism in Eukaryota, Metazoa, Arthropoda, Insecta, Diptera, Culicidae. The record is from RefSeq and is a predicted model, not a curated record.
ACAAGAGUAAAUAAUUCUACGAACUGAACUGAAAUCUUUACAACCACAAUGGAGUGGUGUGUUCUAUGGAAUCGUUCAUCGGAAUUGUUAAAAGUUGUCCAUCCAUCAGCAAUAAAAGUUCGCCUUAGAUGCGCCAUUGGUGCACUUUCCCGGUGGCAUCGAUAUUGCACUUGCAGUGCGAAUGAUUUUCCUGGUAGAAGCACUUCCACCAACGGCACACGAUCGUUUGAUGUCUGUUUUAUGUCUCGUUGGUUGUUGCGGUGAGAAUCACGCUCAGUACACAAAAGACAGUCACCAAGCAACCGGUACCGUAGGUGGUGUUACUAUCGAGGCGUGCUGCCAAAACGAUUGUGUUACAGAACACCAUGAACACCCACCCCAACCCGACACCCGUCAGCGGCUCUGCUCAAUUAACCAACGGCGGCAGUGAGGCGCCGGAAGUCAACACCCAACCGAAGCCGGAUGAUGCGGUGCGCGAGAAAUGGGACCGUGGUAUCGAGUUCCUGCUGUCGUGUGUCGCACUGUCGGUCGGUUUCGGCAACAUUUGGCGCUUCCCGUACACGGCAAUGCAGAACGGUGGCGGUGCCUUUCUGAUACCGUACCUGGUGGUACUGUUUCUGGUCGGCCGUCCACUCUACUAUCUCGAGAUGGUGAUGGGUCAGUUCUCGAGCCGUGGCUGCAUCAAGGUGUUCGAUGUGGCUCCACUGAUGCGUGGUGUGGGCAUCGGACAGACACUUGCACUGCUGCUGAUUCUCGGCUAUUAUGCCGCGGUACUUUCGGUUUCGGUACGCUACUUUGUUGCAUCGUUCGGUAGCCCGCUUGCAUGGGGUAGAUGUGAACCGGAAUGGGUCGGGUGCGUUGAUUCGGAAUUCAAGGGGCGCGUUCAGAACGCCUCCUUUCGACCGUCGGCCGAGUUUUACUUCAAUCGCUCCGUUCUGCACAACUACUGGACCGUGGACGAUGGAAUUGGUGUGCCAGAUUGGAAGCUGACACUCUGUUUGCUCUUCUGCUGGAUCUGUAUUACCUGCAUUUUAAUUAAAGGCAUUCGAAGCUCUGGAAAGGCAUCCUACUUUUUGGCUAUUUUCCCGUACCUGAUACUAAUCGUACUGCUCAUCCGUACCUGUACGCUGGACGGUGCAGACCAGGGCAUACUGUACCUGUUACAACCACAGUGGGAAAAACUGCUUGACGUACAGGUUUGGUAUGCAGCAGUAACGCAAUGCUUCUUCUCGCUAACGAUUUCUCUUGGUUCGGUGAUUGUUUUUGCUUCGUAUAAUAGUUUCAACAACAAUAUUUACCGCGAUGCGAUGAUAAUUUCCUGGCUGGAUACUUUCACCUCCAUCAUAUCGGGCAUCGUGGUGUUUGGUAUCGUCGGUAACAUUGCGCACAUUACGGGCAAUCGUGUGGAGGACAUGCAACUGCAAGGUCCCCAGCUAACCUUCAUCACCUAUCCGGAUGCGAUUGCAAAAUUCGAUGCGGCCCAGAACGUGUUUGCCGUACUGUUCUUUCUGAUGUUUUUCUUGCUCGGAUUGGGCAGCAAUACUGGCAUCGUGACUACGAUUGUGACCGCCAUCCGGGACCGAUAUCCCCAGCUGUCCAACUGGAAGGUGGUGAUGAUGAUUGCGAUCUAUGGAUUCGGUUGUGGAUUGGUUUACAUUACACCGGGUGGGCUACACGUGCUGGACGUAGUGGACAAGUAUGGUGUUACGUUGACAACGCUUACACUUGUCAUGUUGGAAAUUGUUACCUUUUGUUGGUUGUAUGGUGUGGACCAGAUUGCACACGACAUACAACUCAUGCUCCACAGAAAAACCGGUGUAUUCUGGAGAGUUUGUUGGAGCUUUGUAACACUCGCUAUUAUCAUCAUUAUAUGGCUUUUCAGCUUCAUUCAAUACACCCCACUUCCAGUUCCAAUCGGAAUGACUGUAUUUGGUUGGUGUCUUUAUGGCUUUGUUAUGGUGCAAGUAAUAGCGUGGGCUGUCUACGCAUUGCACGAAAGGAAGGAGAAGACAUUCAUCGACAAGAUAAAAGGUGCCUGUCAACCAACGACCGAUUGGGGUCCGGAGAAUUCCUCGAUGCGAAUGAAAUAUCGAACAGAAAUGUCUAAACGGCGUGAGGAAAAUAGGGUAGGGAAGAACGUUCUUCGUAAAAUCUUGAAUACGUUUUAUCAGAAAUAAAAUGAUUAAUUGUGCGUACAGUGUAAUAAAAAAGCAAAGAUAUACUUAUUUUUCCAUCCGAAUUAGAGCAUCAUGAGCUUGAGUCAUGAUAUUGGGUUGUGUUUUUCCAAAGAUGUUGUAAAAAUCACUCUGUUUUAAUCUUUAUUCUGUCUUGUCUGAAUCAACUGAUUACUAAAAAUUUGCUCCCAAGGGACUUGAAUACUUAGCAGAAAUAUACAUAAAUUUUUAAAGAAAAGUUUCCUUAACAUAAAAAAGAUUAUCAGUAAACGGUAUGGUGUCAGGCGAUUCUUGAGCGCAGUACGAUUGUGAACAAGACAAAUUGAAUUCUCUACAUAAUUAACUAUAAAUGCGAUACAAAAGAUUUUGUAGUUUGUCAGCAAUACUUUUUUAUAAGAAAAUCCGUUAUUAAACAAAACAUUUUCCAUCAAAAAUU